AUAUUGUAUUCCGGUGUGGACUGGUUUACGCAAAAUCAAUUAAGGAACAGUGAAUGAUACAAUUUCUGUAGUUUUCUUUCCUAAACUGUUAAAAAAUGCUUUAGAUUUGCUUUUCAAAUAGCAGAUAAUUUAGAAGAAUGAGAUUUAGGUUUUGUGGUGAUCUUGACUGCCCUGAUUGGGUACUGGCAGAAAUUAGUACAUUAUCAAAAGUGACAUCGGUGAAGAUCAAAUUACUCUGCGUACAAGUUAUCAAAGAUCUCCUGGAUGUUGGAAUCGAUUAUGAUAAAGUCUACAAAUUAACAGCUGAUGCUAAAUUUGAGACUGGAGAUGUAAAAGCCAGUGUUGCCGUAUUGUCAUUUAUUUUGUGUUCUGCUGCCAAGUAUAAUGUGGAUGGUGAAUCACUGAGUAAUGAACUACAACAGUUAGGUUUGCCAAAAGAACACGCUACAGCACUAACAAAAUCCUACAGUGACAGUUUAGAAAAGUUACAGGCUCAACUAAGGAAACAUAGUCUGAGGUUGUCACAGUUAGACUCUGUUGAAUGGAGAGUAGACUACAUAUUAAGUUCCAGUCACUUGAAGAAUAUUGAUGAACCGUGUGUUCAGCUGAGGUUAAAGGUCAAGGAUCCAAAUACAGAUAAUGUCAAACCAGUCACGUUUACUGUCACAGCUGAUAAAUUCAGGAUUUUGUUAAAUGAGUUGAAGCAGGCAGAUUCUUUGAUGGAGAACUUAUCAAGCUGACAAAGAUGAAGACAAGGAUAUAAUUCAAAUUUAAUACUCCGAAAUUAUUGAAUGAAUAAGUUGUCUGAUUUUGUAUGUACAGUUCUUAAUUACUGUGUGUCCAAAUUGCCUUAAAAAUUGAAUUUUGAUUUAAAAUGAAUGAUAAUGUAUUCUAUUGCAAUUAAUUUUGCACAGUUCUGAAAUUCAUAAGAAGAACAAAAGAGGGACGAAAGAUACCAGAGGGACAGUCGAACUCAUAGAUCGAACACAAACUGACAACGCCAUGGCCAAAAAUAAAAAGACAAACAGACAAAUAAUAAUACAGAUGAUACAACAUAGAAAACUAAAGACUUAGCAACAGGAACCCCACCAAAAACACGGGGUGAUCUCAGGUGCUCCGGAAGGGUAAGCAGAUCCUGCUCCACAUGUGGCACCUGUCGUGUUGUAUAAUGAAUAUAGAAUUCCAAAUCAACUCAUCAUAGAUACCAGGGUUAAAAUUUUGUAUCCCUGAUGUGUGUUUUGUCUACAAAAGAGUCAUCAGUGACGCUUGAAUCAAAAAAGUAAAAAAAAAGUCAAAUAAAGCAUGAAAUUGAAGAGCAAUGAAGACCCGAAAUUCUGAAAGGUUUUGCCAAAUACAGCUAAGGUAAUCUAUUCCUUGAGUAGAAUAAGUGAUGAGUGAUGAAUAAUGAAAACAAAAAAAUUUCCAGACAUGUUUUUAUGCACCAAUGCAAAGAUUAUAACUGAAAAUAUCUCCAAAUAGAAAUUAUCCACUUUUCACUGAUCUAGUACACUUUUUUGUUUACGGUCCAGCUGCAGCCUACCUCCAGGUGUGGUAUUUUCUUGCUGUGUUGAAGACCCAUUGGUGACCUUAAUCUGUUUACUGCUCUUUUGUCCGGUUGUGGUCUCUUUGACACAUUCCAGUUUCCAUUUCCAAUUUUAUUGACAAACAUUAGAUUUAUCUAUUUGCCCAUGUGUUUUUGCAAAAUUUUAACACAUGUAUUUCCAACUUUUCAUUUAUGAUAAGUGCUACUUAGAUGUUAAUGUGCCAUACAAAUGUAUUUAGAAUUACUCAUCUGUUAUAUAGGAUUUAACAAAAUCAUGGAUAACAUUUUAAUGUUCUGAUAUUUCUGUGUCUUUUCAUUUAUAAUGUUUAAAUUGUAUUCAAGUGAUCUUAUGUGUUAGAAUUGUUCUAAUUUCAUUAAAACGAUUAACAUAUGUGAA
This is a messenger RNA of Mytilus californianus (California mussel), 1940 nucleotides long. Its product is annotated as COMM domain-containing protein 4-like. The coding region runs from base 138 to 740 and encodes 200 amino acids. The record is from RefSeq and is a predicted model, not a curated record. The transcript has 8 exons. Lineage: Eukaryota; Metazoa; Mollusca; Bivalvia; Mytilida; Mytilidae.